AUGCUUGGGUUGGGUGCGGAUCGGUUACGAACCGAUAUGAAUCGUUUGCUAGCAUUACUCUUCCACCAGGGAGUGUUGGAUGAGCAAUUCUUGCAACUCCAGCAACUUCAAGAUGAGAGCACCCCAAACUUUGUAUCUGAAGUGGUGAACAUAUAUUUUCACGAGUCUGAAAAGCUCUUGAGGAAUCUCAGAUUAAUACUGGUGGAUAAAGAGUUCUCGGAUUACAAGAAAAUGGGAAUACAUUUGAAUCAGAUGAUGGGCAGUAGCUCUAGCAUAGGUGCAAAUAGAGUCAGAAAUGUUUGUGUUGCCUUUCGAGCCGCUUCUGAACAGCACAACCGUGCUGGGUGUUUGAGAGCAUUGGAGCUGCUGGAACACGAGUACUGCUAUUUAAAGAACAAAUUACACGAACUGUUUCAGGUAUAA
Mangifera indica (mango) is the source of this 423-nucleotide messenger RNA. Its product is annotated as pseudo histidine-containing phosphotransfer protein 6-like. Gene Ontology annotation, biological process: phosphorelay signal transduction system; cytokinin-activated signaling pathway; phosphorylation. The record is from RefSeq and is a predicted model, not a curated record. The coding region runs from base 1 to 423 and encodes 140 amino acids. Gene Ontology annotation, molecular function: protein histidine kinase binding; histidine phosphotransfer kinase activity. Lineage: Eukaryota; Viridiplantae; Streptophyta; Magnoliopsida; Sapindales; Anacardiaceae. The transcript is spliced from 4 exons. Gene Ontology annotation, cellular component: nucleus; cytoplasm.